Molecule: messenger RNA, 1535 nt
Organism: Cucurbita maxima (winter squash)
Lineage: Eukaryota; Viridiplantae; Streptophyta; Magnoliopsida; Cucurbitales; Cucurbitaceae
Exons: 6
Coding region: 114-1241 (375 amino acids)
Biological process (GO): tRNA guanine ribose methylation
Molecular function (GO): RNA binding
Source: RefSeq, a predicted model, not a curated record
UGACCUAUAAUUCAUAUUUCGAAAGGACGCCGGCACUGCAUUUGUGGAUGAGGAGGGUGUCUAUCUCUGCUUCUACAGCUGUCUGAACCAUCGAAGCUCUUCAACAAGCAGCCAUGGCGUCCUGCAGAAUCGCAGUCCGACCUUCACUCUUUCUACUUGGAAGCUGCAGUUCCCGAACAACUCAACUAAUUCUCCCUUCUGUUUCCUUCCCCUCACCACCGCUUUCUUCCUACUCUCCAUUCUUCACCGCCGUCUCAAACCAUUCUUCAAGAAACAACCCUAAGGCAGUUUUUACAAGAUGUUUUUCCUCGACUUCGGCCGCCGCAUCUUCAGUAGAAGUAACAGACGCUGUAGGAAGUGACCUAGAACCGCCGGAGAUUCAUACACAAGACACGGUGGAGCACCUUCUCACACACUCCGAUGACGUUGCCAGGUUGAUGAAGAUGGAGCGGAGGCCGAUUAAUUUAGAUGGAGCUGAAUAUCCGCACCAAGGGCGAUGGUUUCCGUACCUGGAUAAGUUUAGCUGUGAAAAUUCUUGGUUGAAUAGUGGUGAGGUUUUGGACGCCUUGGAUCCUCUCAUAUUGGACUCGAGGAAAGAGAGGUUCAAGAACGUCGUGCGACACAGGAGCUAUUCAGUUUGUUUGGUGGUAGAGGGUUUGAGUGAUUUCGGCAACGUCUCGGCGGCGUUUCGAUCUGCCGAUGCACUUGGAUUUCAGUCGGUUCAUGUGGUCUCUUGCGACGCUUCCAAAAGGUACAGAGAGAAUCGUCAUGUUAGCAUGGGAGCAGAGAAAUGGUUGGACAUUGAACUUUGGAACUCAACCCCAGAAUGUUUUAGAAUUCUGAAAUCUCGGGGUUAUAGAAUAGUAUCGACGCAUCUUGGAUCGAAUGCGGUUUCUGUUUAUGAUAUGGAUUGGUCGUGUCCAACUGCAAUUGUGGUUGGGAAUGAAAGUAGGGGAAUAAGUGAUGAAGCCCUGGAGCUAUCAGAUUUGCAUUGCACUAUUCCUAUGAAUGGGAUGGUAGAUUCCUUCAACGUAUCAGUUGCUGCUGGCAUCCUCAUGCACCAUGCUGUUUGCGAUCGAACAUCUCGACUGGGCUGCCAUGGAGAUCUCACAUCAAUAGAAAGGCAAAUUCUACUGGCGGAGUUCUCACUACGGCAUAACAAGAACGCAAUCAGCGUUGCUCACGAGUAUGCGAAGAGGAAGAGUAGUAGCACGAGCUCGGGUUUGGAGGUGUUGCUGUAGAAUGGCAAGAGUGGUCUCUUGAUGUGUGUAGCAAAUGAGUAUGAGAAGCAGAAACACACAGAAGAGCCCCCUUCAAAGUUGAUCAAAACAGGUAGGCCUGGGAUUAAAUGGGGAUCAGAAAAUUUGGAAGCAGAAGAACAAUUUCCCCAUCUGAAGCAUUUUUAUCAGCCUUCUUCUUUCUGUGGUAAGCUUCAGCAUUCAAUUCACAUGGCUCUAUAAUGUUUUACUGUGAUUCUGUAAUUGACUUGGAGAAACUUUUUAACUUAGUUGUUCAUAUCAGUUUUUCUUUUCUAA